Molecule: messenger RNA, 309 nt
Organism: Aspergillus oryzae RIB40
Lineage: Eukaryota; Fungi; Ascomycota; Eurotiomycetes; Eurotiales; Aspergillaceae
Exons: 2
Coding region: 1-309 (102 amino acids)
Source: RefSeq, a predicted model, not a curated record
AUGGCACCCACAGAGGCCGAGGCUGCCCAACCAGCACCUUCGAAGAAGGUGCGGUUGGCCUGUCGUCGAUGCCGUGCUAAACGUGUGAAGGCGAGUAAUCCUCAGCCGAUUAGUAAGGACGAGAAUUAUUUGACGACCCCAGCUAACGUUCUUCCAACCAGUGUGAUGGAGGUAUUCCAGCCUGUGGGAACUGCGCUCGGGCAGGUGUCCCGUGUGUUGAUGUCGAUGGCCGGAAUAAUGGACUAUCCAUCCCACGAGACUUCAUCACACGGUGUCAUGCCAGGAUCAACUGGCUUGAACAAAAACUGA